Molecule: messenger RNA, 495 nt
Organism: Diversispora eburnea
Lineage: Eukaryota; Fungi; Glomeromycota; Glomeromycetes; Diversisporales; Diversisporaceae
Source: the annotation of a GenBank genome assembly
AUGGCAACUACCGAAGUAAUGAUUAAAGAUAUAGUUGAUUCAAAAAGAUUGGACGGUAAUAUUUAUGAGGAUCCUAUUUCGAGAGUAGCGGGAUUAAAAAAAGAAGAACCAAUUUUGCAUGGUUCCAUUAUUUCAAAAUUAUUUUGGCCAAAUUUAAAAAAUGAAGAAUUUAUUGUUCCGGAAUCAAUUUCAAAGGAUAUGCAAAAGUAUGAAGAAGCAUUUAAAACUGUAAAACCUAGAAGAAAAUUACAAUGGUUAACAUCACUUGGAAAAGUAGUUGUAGAAUUAGAAUUACAAGAUCGUACUUUGGAAUUUGAAGUUUUACCUAUAUAUGCAACAAUUAUUUCUCAUUUUCAAAUUCAAGAUAAAUGGGAUUUACAUUCAUUAGCAUUAAAGAUGAAGAUUAAUCCUGAAAGUUUACAACUUGAUCGUAUUGAAGAAACGUCUAUUAAUUUUGUGGAAGAACAAAAAACAGAUGGAACACAUAGUUUAUGA